UACACUGACAAUGGACACCCCUCUACACAAACAACUAACCGAAACACACACACACCCAACACACACACACACACACACAAAGGGACAAAGAGAGAGAACAGUGAAGUCAUGUUGAGAAUAGAUAGACAGUUGAGAGUCAUUGGAACAACUGGAGACACACACCUGCUUACUGCUGUUAGAUCUGAGCAGUGGGCGGGAGUUGAGCUGAAAACAGAAAGUGAAAGCUAUAAGCAGGAAGGAAGAGGAAGCCUGAAUGAUCGAGAUUCAAGAAAAAGGACCUGAGACACUUUACUCCAGUUAAAUUUGGAUAGCUUGCGAUCCAGGGAGGCGUUCAACACUCACACCAGGGGUCCUUCAGCGCUGCUGUUUGGGAUGUGACCCGAGUUCAAUACCAGCUGCCAGCCUGUUAUGCCUUAUGCUUUUAUCUAUGUUAUCAGUGGUUGAAAAAGUUUCCUCUCAUCUCUAAAAUGGUCUGUUAAGGACUUUAAUGCUGGCUUUAGUCCACCUUUCACUUGUGGGGUCUGAGCCCACUUCAAAACAAACUUUAACCCCUCCUCACACAGUGGGAGAACAGUCAACUUUAGGCACAGAUAAUCUGUCUUUUCCUUGGAGCCGUCUUCGCCUGCCGAGGUUCAUCACUCCACUCCACUACCGUCUCCUCCUGCAUCCCAACCUCACCAGUCUACAUUUCACUGGCUCAGUGCAAAUCCAGAUUGAUGUCCAGACAACCACAAACUGGGUUGUACUGCACAGCAGUCUGAACAUCACCCAAGCCACGAUAUUAGACCAGAACCACGCUCAUCUGUCUGACCAGGUUCUUCCAGUUCUUCAUAACCCCUCCCAUGAGCAGAUUGGUAUUUUCUCACCCAGGGUGCUCACCAGUGGGCAUAAGUACUUUCUUUAUAUCGAGUUUGGGGCAGAACUAGCAGAGGGCUUCCAUGGCUUUUAUAAGAGCACAUACAGGACCAGCACAGGAGAGACCAGAACUUUAGCUUCAACUCACUUUGAGCCCACGAAUGCUCGGAUGGCCUUCCCGUGUUUCGAUGAGCCAAGCUUCAAAGCCAGCUUCUCAGUCCACAUAAAGAGGAGUCCAGAGUUCAUCGCACUGUCCAACAUGCCUGUGGUACAGACAGUUGAAGUCAGCGAGUACCUGCUUGAGGACCAGUUUGAUGUUAGCGUCAAGAUGAGCACAUACCUCGUAGCUUUUGUCCUCUGUGACUUUAAGUCUGUCACUGCAACAACAUCGUCUGGGGUGCAGGUUUCCAUCUAUGCUGCCCCUGAGAAGAUGCAACAAACACACUACGCCCUGGAGGUUGCUGUCAAAAUGCUCGACUUCUAUGAAGAGUAUUACAUAAGAUAUCCUCUACCCAAACAAGAUCUGAUAGCCAUCCCAGAUUUCGAGUCUGGUGCAAUGGAGAACUGGGGUUUGACCACCUACAGAGAGACCAGCCUUCUUGAUCCCCUCACAUCCUCUCUUUCUGAUCAACUUUGGGUUACUAUGGUGGUUGGCCACGAGCUUGCCCAUCAGUGGUUUGGUAACUUGGUGACCAUGGAGUGGUGGAACGAUAUCUGGCUGAAUGAAGGAUUUGCCAGGUACAUGGAGUACAUUUCAGUGGAGGCCACAUACCCUGACCUGAAAGUGGAGGAAUAUUUACUGCACACCUGUUUUGCAGCAGUUGGCCUCGAUUCAUUGAACUCCUCUCGACCGAUAUCGAGCCAGGCAGAGAACCCCACACAGAUCAAAGAGAUGUUUGACACAGUCUCCUAUGACAAAGGAGGAUGUGUUCUGCACAUGCUUCGACACUUUCUGACUGAUGACGUAUUCCAGAGUGGGAUAGUACGAUACCUCCGCAAACACAGCUACAGAAACGCACAGAACCAGGACCUGUGGGACAGUCUUGCCAAUACCUGCUCAGAGGAGGACUUCAUCUCAGGAAAACACUGUUACAGUAGCGACCAGGCGUCCAAGAAUGCAGCAGGGGAACACCUGGACCUGACUGCCAUGAUGAACACUUGGACUCUGCAGAAAGGGAUCCCUGUGUCUGUUAAGAGGAAGGGCUCUCGUCUUCUGCUGAGACAGGAAAGGUUCCUGAGGACUGUGCUGCCCUCUGACCCUCUGUGGUCCACAAUGCAACAGGGUUUUCUGUGGCACAUUCCUUUGACAUACAAGACAGGUGCUUCCAGCACCAUCCACAGACACCUGAUGACACACACAGAUAGUAUAGAUUUACAGGAGGAAGUCAGCUGGGUGAAAGUCAACAGUGACAUGACAGGAUAUUAUGUAGUGCAUUAUGAGGAUGAUGGUUGGGACGAGAUGACAAACCUGCUGAGGGAUGACCACUCUGCUCUGAGCUAUAAAGACAGGACGCAUUUGAUUCAUAACGCUUUUCAACUGGUGACAGCCGGUCUUCUGCCGCUGCAUAAAGCCUUAGACCUGAUUGGUUACCUGCAGUUGGAGACCCACACUGUGCCUCUUCUCCAAGGACUGGGCUACCUGGAGUUCUUUUACCGGAUGAUUGAAAUGAAAGAGCUUGAUCUGACAAGGAACCUGGGGGUUUACAUUCUGCGAUUUUUCCGUGAGGUCAUUGACCAGCAGACGUGGAGCGACAGCGGGUCUGUUUCAGAGCGACGGCUGAGGUCAGAGGUCCUGUCACUGGCCUGCCACCUUGAAGACCCUCCCUGUGUGGAGCGAGCACGCCAGAGCUUCAACGACUGGCUUCAGUCCAACGGUACACUCAACCUGCCCACUGAUGUGGCAGAGACAGUGUAUUCAGUGGGAGCGCAGGAUGACCACGGCUGGGCUUCACUCCUACACACAUACAGCAUCUCCCUCUUUUCAGCUCAAAAAAGCAAGAUUCUGUUUGCUUUGACCUGCAGCAAAGACACAAACAAACUACACAGACUGCUGGAAUUGGGUCUGGAGGGGAAGGUAAUUCGAUCUCAAGACUUGUCCGGUCUCAUUCUCAUGGUAGCCAGGAACCCACAUGGACAUCACCUCGCCUGGAACUUUGUCAAAAAGAACUGGCACACACUGGUUCAAAAAUUCCAGUUGGGCUCUUCUUGUAUCAGAAACAUCCUCAUUGGGACCACAGGCCAGUUUUCAUCUCCAGAGGAUCUUGCAGAAGUUCAGUUGUUUUUCGAGUCCAUCAAAGAACAGACCUCUCAGCUCAGAGUGACUCAGAUUGCCCUGGACAAUAUGCAGAAAAACGUCCGUUGGGUUCAGAGGAACCUGGAGACUCUGAGACUCUGGGUGAACGAGCAAAUGAGAUGAAGGAGAGCAGAAACAGAGCUGGUGGAUAUAUAUGCACUAGAGCAGCCCUGUCUGCCCAAACCACCUCCCUGUAACUCUAAUGUGGUACUCAUGUCCAUGGUUUAAUUUAUUUAAAGAAAUUUUUCACAGAACAGCAUAAUCCAGGCAGUGACACUCUGUGAUCAUAACAUCAUCAUGAAAACAAUGACAUCUUGUACCACAUAAUUUGCAUAGACAGGGUUGCACAGGGGGGUUGUUUAAAAGGUUUUGUUAUUUUUUUCUAAAAUUUGUGAGUACUGUUCUUAAUAACACUGAAGAGUUGACAAUUUUGAAUAAAAAAAACAUCAUAAUAUUUUUGGGGACUUAUUUCUAAGACAAAAGGAUUAUCAAUUAUCAGCAGGCAGCUGAGCGGUGAACUGUGUGAUGGAGCUUUGUGUGCUAUGAUUGCUGUUUUGUUUGUGUGUAUCUGCUUGUGUUUGUGAGAUUUUUUUUAUGUAUUGUUGAAAUUUUAAAAAAUUGUGCACUGAAAUUGUGUAUCAUUAAAUCUAGGUCAGUUUGUGCUUGAAACUUUUUGCAAACAUCAUUCUAUGAAACGUUGCUGCCCAUAACAAGAUUUCAUCGAUUUCAUAAAAGAAGUCCAUUCCAAAGUCAUGCACAAAUGUUGAGUAGAUUGCUGUUUAAAUAGACUAAUAAAAGUCUUUGAUUGAA
This is a messenger RNA of Notolabrus celidotus (New Zealand spotty), 3958 nucleotides long. RefSeq names its product endoplasmic reticulum aminopeptidase 2 (gene erap2). NCBI's taxonomy places the organism in Eukaryota, Metazoa, Chordata, Actinopteri, Labriformes, Labridae. Gene Ontology annotation, cellular component: cytoplasm. Gene Ontology annotation, molecular function: peptide binding; metalloaminopeptidase activity; zinc ion binding. The record is from RefSeq and is a predicted model, not a curated record. Gene Ontology annotation, biological process: peptide catabolic process; proteolysis.